CCGCAAACCCAGCUGUGAGGGGUUCCGAGGCCCGGGCAUGGAGCUGCCGGACCCGGUCCGCCAGCGGCUGGGAAACUUCAGCCGGACCGUGUUCAGCGACUCCAACCGGACCGGGCCGGAGUACAGCGAGGGUCCGGCUAGCAAAACAAGUAUGUUCCACCGCAAGUCCGUUUUCUGGCAGAAGAGAUGGAAAGAAGUUUUUUCAAUGAGUCAUUUUGAACCGCUAUCCACUCCAGAGUGGCAGCUGCCACACUAGCAUCGCCUUCGACAAAACUCGCCCUCUUCCCUGCUUUCUCCUUCCCCUUCCCUGUAUGUAACUCUUUCCCUACGUCUGGUAACAAAAUACAGCAACGCUACAUUCAGCAUGACGACAGGUGAUAACGCAGUCACCUUCACCUCCUCGUAAAUCGUGAUGAUGGGCAACAUAGCGUCAACCACUCCCAUGCGGUUUUAUCACUGAAUUCUGCUGGGAAAUAGAAAUCUUUUCUUCUUGCCUGGUUUAGGGAUUUUUAAAAGAGGGCAGAGAAAAGUAAAGUAAAUUCCCACAGUUGCGUUUUUUCACCCUGAUUACUUGCCUGUCCCCCACAUGUAGCCCUCUUCAUGAUUUAGGAUGUACAGAGAAAAAGAUAAUGAAGUGGUUUCCAGUUUGGCAUUGCAGAUGUCACUUUAUUUUAACACUUACUUUUUCCCACUUUGGUGGGUGAGCAGUAUUAUGAUGCUUCAGAUGAAGUAUUCAAUCUUGCCUGAUUACUACAAAUUCAUUGUGGUCACUGUUAUCAUCCUAAUAACCUUGAUUGAAGCUAUCCGGUUGUAUCUGGGCUACAUGGGGAACCUGCAGGAGAAGGUUCCUGAGUUGGCUGGCUUUUGGCUUUUGAGCCUUCUAUUGCAGUUGCCUUUAAUUCUUUUCUUGCUCUUUAAUGAAGGCCUAAUGAAUCUGCCCUUGGAAAAAGCGAUACACAUCAUCUUCAGUAUGUUCCUUACUUUCCAAGUUGUUUCAGCAUUUCUUACCCUGAGAAAAAUGGUAAAUCAGCUGGCAACUCGUUUCCACCUUCAAGACUUUGACCGGCUCUCUACAAAUAGAGGAGGCAUGAGAAGAAUGAGAUCCUGUAUAGAAGAGAUUUGACCCAGUGCUGUUGAGUGAAAAUCUGAAAGAUCAUUCUAGAAGACUAUAAGAGUUAGGAAAAUGUCAGAGAUCUAGCAUGAGAAAAAGGACAAAGCAAGUGUUGUGUUUUUUUCGCUGAGGAAGAUUUGCCCUAGGCUAACAUCUGUUGCCAACCUUCCUCUUUUUUUUUUCUUUUUUUUUUUUUAGGUUGAGGAAGACCAGCCCUCAGC
Molecule: messenger RNA, 1332 nt
Organism: Equus quagga
Lineage: Eukaryota; Metazoa; Chordata; Mammalia; Perissodactyla; Equidae
Gene: TMEM17
Product: transmembrane protein 17
Exons: 5
Coding region: 611-1123 (170 amino acids)
Biological process (GO): non-motile cilium assembly
Cellular component (GO): ciliary transition zone
Source: RefSeq, a predicted model, not a curated record